This is a messenger RNA of Periconia digitata, 1183 nucleotides long. The record is from the annotation of a GenBank genome assembly. Lineage: Eukaryota; Fungi; Ascomycota; Dothideomycetes; Pleosporales; Periconiaceae.
CAAUUUUCCGCGAGAAGCAAUCCGAGACGCCACUGUCACACGCCAAAUCAAAGUACUCCAUAACCACCUCUGGUAUAUCGGGAAUAUCUCCAACCCGGUCGUGGUGUAUCCAGAGUGAUUUCCUUCGGGAUUUCAGUGUAACCAAACACGCUUGUCCAUUGUUUGAUUGUUUCGUUCAGGUUCUGCGGGUACAGUACGUUGUCUGCAGUACCAUGAAGAACUUGAAUCUUUGGUCGAAAUCCGGUAUAGCUGGGAUACGCAUCUCUGACAAGGGAUGCCCAUUGGGCGCCCGUUUUGAUCACUUCGCCUUUAGCGCAAGGGUCGUUCCACACCCCAUAGCCAUCGCCAGCAAAGCAUCCGAAUGGAACACCCGCCCACGCACUCCCAGCAGCGAACACGUCUGGAUAUGACCCGAUCAAGACAUUCGUCAUCAUAGCGCCUGAACUCGUUCCGGUAGCAAACACGCGGUCCGAGUCCCCAGCAUAAUGGUCAAGUGUCCAUUUCACCAUGCUCACGAUACCGAGAGCAUCGCCACCACCAUCGUGACUCAAAGAAGCGUUGCUGCUGACGUCCCAGCAUUUGUCGGCCAGAUUUGGAGAGUCUGGAUAGAUUGAGAUAAACCCAUACUGAUCACCCAAGGUAGCAUAGCUUCUAUAUCUGAAUACGUCCUGGGCUGUCCCGUGACACCAGUGAGGAAUCACUAUGAUAGGCGGGCUGGGCUUGAGCUCUUUGGAGCUAAGACUCUGCGCUUUUGUCGUUCCUGCUAUCAAGCACACAGCUAGAAGGUUUGUGAGGGAAAACAUAUUGGGUGGUAGCAUGAAGCAAGAAUGUAUUCAUCAUGUUGCUUCCCGACGCCUUUUUAAGGGUGCAAUGAAUUCAGUCUUGUACCGCUUAAUUGAAGCUAAUGCAGCCUCAUUGCACUUGGCUGUAUAGGUAUUCACCCUGAUAUUUGAAUCAGUGUGAUGACGGAGCAGUGAGUACAUUCGACGUAUAGUGAGUUACGCUUCUCCGGAUUUGACACGGAAUUAAUAUGACCUGACCGGAUCUUGGAAUAGCGUAUAUGUACGUACUCUAUGUCUUGCAUUUAGCGACCGGGUUGUCGACCCUAGUCCCGUUCACGGAAAUAUAUAUUGCGUCUCCGUCAAACCUACUUCAAAAUUCAAAAGCUAGCUGGCUGCGAGAU